AUGAAGGCUGUCAACAUUCUACCAUGGGCUUCCCUCCUGGCGGCAGCCCAAGCAGCCGUCGUUGAACGGGAUACACCUGGGUUUGGCACGGGUCAACCAAUUGACGGGAACGGCAAGGGAGCGCCAAUUCUAGGCGGAACCAAUAAGGCUCUCGAUCUACAGAACCCAGACAACCUCGGUCAGCAAAGCACUGACAAUGGGGUUGUCCCCAACCUCAAAUGGAGUUUCUCAGACUCCAAGACCAGAAUCCUUAGAGGUGGUUGGGUACGAGAGCAGGUCGUGACUGAUUUGCCGUCAAGCCACGACAUUUCGGCCGCUCAACAGCAUCUGACCAAGGGAUCUAUUCGAGAGCUUCAUUGGCACAAAGUGGCUGAGUGGGGCUAUGUGUAUGCUGGAUCUGUACUCGUCUCUGCCGUCGAUGAGAAUGGCCAGUAUCAGGUAUCCAAACUCGGAGUCGGAGAUAUCUGGUACUUCCCCAAGGGCGAAGCGCAUACCGUUCAGGGUCUUGAAGAUGAGAACGAAUUCCUUCUGGUAUUUGAUGAGACCAACUUCGACGCUGUCGGAACUACAUUCAACAUUGACGAUUGGCUUGCGCACACCCCCAAGUCUGUCAUUGCCAAGAGUCUAGGAGUCAACGAAACAGUUCUUGGCUCUCUACCUACGACGAACCCAUACAUCCUGAAUAGUACCAUUGAUAAUCACGAGGUCACUGGGCCAAACGGCGAACUUUCUGGCAACAACUCAUAUGUCUACUUUGCAAAAGACCAUCCUCUAGAGAAGGUUCCCGGUGGUGGAGGUACCUUUCGAAUUGUUGACACCACUACAUUUCCCAUUUCAAAGACUAUUGCGGCUGCGAUCGUGACUCUGAAACCUGGCGGUCUCAGAGAGCUGCACUGGCAUCCAAAUGCUGAAGAAUGGCUUUACUUCCACCAAGGCAAGGGACGCGCCACCGCUUUUAUCGGAAAUGGAAACGCCCGGACUUUUGAUUUCUCAGCGGGUGAUACUGGUGUCUUUCCUGACAAUAGCGGUCAUUAUAUUGAGAACAUCUCCGAGACCGAGGACCUAGUCUGGAUUGAGAUCUACAAGUCCGACCGUGUCAAAGAUAUCAGUCUCGGGCAGUGGCUCGCUUUGACGCCAUCCGGCAUUGUUGCAAGCGUGUUGAAGAUUCCGGUCGAGACGGCUGAGAGAUUGAAGAAGGAGAAGCAGAUUCUCAUUGCAUGA
Molecule: messenger RNA, 1221 nt
Organism: Neoarthrinium moseri
Lineage: Eukaryota; Fungi; Ascomycota; Sordariomycetes; Amphisphaeriales; Apiosporaceae
Exons: 7
Coding region: 1-1221 (406 amino acids)
Biological process (GO): oxalate metabolic process
Source: RefSeq, a predicted model, not a curated record